AUGAAGUACACCGGCAUCGCUGCUAUGGGCAUGAUGGGUUGCGCCCUCGCCCUGCCCCAGGGGCCCCCUCCUUUCUCUUGGGUCCCCAGUGAUGUGUCCACCCCAUCCAGCGGCGUCCCCAGCGGCACUCCCACCGCCACUCCCACCGGAGUCCCCUUCGACAAGCGCCAGUUCCCCAACGGCCCUCCUAGCGGCUUCCCCAGCGGUAUGCCCAGCGGUAUCCCCAGCGGUAUUUCCAGUGGCUUCCCCAGUGGCUUCCCCAGCGACUUCCCCGCGCCCACUGGUCUUCCUUUCGAGAAGCGCGAGUUUCCCCACGGACCCGGCCACCAGGGCCCUCCCUUCGAUGGUCCUCCUCACAACGGACUUGCUCCCAACAGCGUCCCGACUCCCACCGUCACUCCUUCCUCGGGAUUCCCCACCCCUACCGGAUUCCCCACCGGCUUCCCCAGCGGAUUCCCCAGCGGAUUCCCCAGCGGAUUUGAGAAGCGUCAGUUCCCCACGGACCUCCCCUUCUCCAUCCCCAGCGGAAUUCUGAGUGCCUUCCCCUCCGGCUUCCCCACCGACCUGCCAUUCUCUAUUCCCUUCGGGAAGCUCCAGGAGUUCUCCACUGGACCUUCUCCCACUCCCUUCCCUCAGUAA
This is a messenger RNA of Penicillium verrucosum, 639 nucleotides long. RefSeq lists its product as uncharacterized. The transcript has a single exon. Lineage: Eukaryota; Fungi; Ascomycota; Eurotiomycetes; Eurotiales; Aspergillaceae. The record is from RefSeq and is a predicted model, not a curated record. Bases 1 to 639 code for a protein of 212 amino acids.